Messenger RNA from Chlorella variabilis, 3417 nucleotides. RefSeq lists its product as hypothetical. Lineage: Eukaryota; Viridiplantae; Chlorophyta; Trebouxiophyceae; Chlorellales; Chlorellaceae. Bases 1 to 3417 code for a protein of 1138 amino acids. Gene Ontology annotation, biological process: proton transmembrane transport; NADPH regeneration. The record is from RefSeq and is a predicted model, not a curated record. Gene Ontology annotation, molecular function: NADP binding; NAD binding. The transcript has 27 exons. Gene Ontology annotation, cellular component: mitochondrial inner membrane.
AUGGGACCGCUUCCCCUGGUCUUGCAUCGGCAAUGGUGUGCUCUCGGCUGUGCCGUGCACCGCAGAUCUCAUGUUGUGCGUGCGUGCGGUGCUGGACUGUUGCAGGAGGGAGCUGCCUCAACCACCAACAGCCACAGCGACACGGCCCCCACAGAGAUUGUGGUGCACGGCUCCAACGGCGUCCAGGCGGCCGCCUCCUCGCCCCCGCCGUCGCCUGGCAUCCCCUACUCUGAGCUUGCCGUCGGUCAGUGCAGGCAGGGGUCGACCUGGGGAAAGGAGGGCACGCUUCCCCCGCGCCCGUUCUUUGAACAGCAGCCUGUGUGUGCUGCCCCGCGGCCUGCAGGCGUGCCCGGGGAGUCGUGGCCCGGGGAGCGGCGUGUGGCGCUGACUCCUGCCGGCGCAGGCGCCCUGCUCAAGGCCGGGUUCCGCGCGGUGGUGGUGCAGCGGGGCGCCGGGGAGCAGGCCAACUUUUCGGAUGAGGAGUAUGCCGCCGCCGGCGCCGCGCUGGGGUCCCGGGAGGAGGCAUUUGGGCAGGACGUUGUGCUGAAGAUCCACGCGCCGGACUUGGGCGGCGAGGUGGGGCUGCUGCGCGAGGGCGCCACCCUCCUGUCCUUCCUCUACCCCGGCCAGCACCCCGAGCUGGUGCAAGCGCUGGCAGCUCGCAAGGCGACCGUGCUGCUGGCCAUGGACUGCAUCCCUCGCACCCUCAGCCACGCCCAGACCUUUGACGCGCUUUCCUCCAUGGCCAAUAUCGCCGGCUACAGGGCGGUGAUCGAGGCUGCCGCCCACUUUGGCCGCUUCUUCACGGGCCAGAUCACAGCGGCGGGGCGCGUGCCGCCAGCCAAGGUGCUCGUCAUUGGCGGCGGCGUGGCAGGCCUGGCCGCCGUGGGCACCGCCAAGAGCCUGGGCGCGGUUGUGAGAGUGUUUGACACCCGCGCCGCCGUGGCUGAGCAGGCCCGCUCCCUUGAGGCCGAGUUCCUGACGGUGGAUGUGCAGGAGAGCGGGGAGGGGAGCGGCGGGUAUGGGCGCCAGAUGAGCGACGCGUAUGUGGCGGCCGAGAUGGCGCUGUUUCGCGAGCAGGCUCGCGAGGUGGACAUCAUCAUCACCACCGCCCUCAUCCCGGGCAAGCGCGCCCCGCUGCUCAUCACCCGGGACAUGGUGGAAAGCAUGAAGCCGGGGUCGGUCACGGUGGACCUGGCGGCGGAGCAGGGCGGCAACGUGGAGACGACUGUGCCGGGGCAGGUGGUGCGCCACGGCUCCGUCACCUGCAUCGGCUACACCGACAUGCCCUCCCGCCUCCCCGCCCAGGCCUCCUCCCUCUACUCCAACAACAUCUCCAAGCUCCUGCUGUCUGCGGGGCCCUUCAGCACAGGGUGCAAGGGCCAGCUGGCUGUCGACCACGCCGACGAGGCGGUCAGGGGAGCGCUGGUGCUGGAGCGGGGGGAGCUGCGCUGGCCUGCGCCGGCGCUGCCGGCCCCCGCACCCCCUGCUGCCGCUGCCCCCGCCGCCGCGGCCAAGACGGAGCGCACGCCAGCCAGCAUCUUCCGUGAAACGCUGAGCAGCGCUGCCAGCCUGGCGGUCGGUCUGGCCGCGCUGGUGGCUUUCGGUGUGGCCUCGCCGGGGGCCGCCUUCAGUUCAAUGGUCACCAAGUUUGGCCUGUCAUCCAUCUGCGGUUAUCAGACGGUGUGGGGCGUCACCCCCGCCCUCCACUCCCCCCUCAUGUCCGUCACCAACGCCAUCUCCGGCCUCACAGCCGUGGGCGGCAUGGUGCUGGCAGGCGGCGGCCUGGUGCCCGGCAGCGCAGCCCAGGCGCUGGCCGCGGUGGCGGUGGCGGUGUCGGCAGUCAACAUCGGCGGAGGGUUCACCAUCACGCAGGUGGGCUGCCUGCGGGUCGCAUGCUGGACAUGGGACAUGUUCAAGCGCCCCGACGACCCCCCAGAGUUCAACCACCUGUACGCGCUGCCCGCAGCCGCCGCGCUGGCAGUCUACGGGGCAGGUCACGCAGCGGGGUAUGACCAGAUGGAGGCGCUGUCCUACCUGGCCGCCACUGGGCUCUGCAUCGGCGCUAUAGCGUGCCUGGCGCACCACAACACGGCUCGCCUCGGCAACACGCUGGGCAUGCUGGGGGUACUCAUUGGCGUGGCCACCGCCCUGGGCUCGCUGGCGGCGGUGCCGCAGACCUAUGCCCAGAUCCUGGCGCUGCUGGUCGCCGGGGCGCUGGCUGGCGCGGCGGUGGCCCGCCGCAUCCUCAUCACCAGCCUGCCGCAGAUGGUGGCCGCCUUCCACUCGCUUGUAGGCCUGGCCGCCGUCUGCACCUCCAUCAGCAGCUACCUGGCGGGGGAGCCGCUGCACGUGGACGGCGUGCACCUGGUGACCACCCUGCUGGGCGCCUUCAUAGGGGCCAUCACACUCACCGGCUCCGCGGUGGCCUUCGGCAAGCUGCACGGCCUGCUCAAGUCGGCGCCGCUGCGGCUGCCCGGCAAGAAUGUGUGGAACCUGCUGCUGCUGGGCGGCAGCGUGGCGGCAGCCUACGCCUUCCUGGCGCAGGCCACCACCGACCGAUCUGUGGGCAUCGCCGCCCUGGCCGCCACCAGCGGGCUGGCUGGCGUGCUGGGAGCCCACAUGACCGCCUCCAUCGGCGGCGCAGACAUGCCCGUGGUCAUCACCCUGCUCAACAGCUACAGCGGCUACGCGCUGUGCGCCGAGGGCUUCAUGCUGCAGAACGACCUGCUGACGUGUGUGGGCGCGCUCAUCGGCAGCAGCGGCGCCAUCCUCUCCUACAUCAUGUGCCGCGCCAUGAACCGCUCCCUGGCCAACGUCAUCCUGGGAGGCUACGGCACCGGCGGCGGCGGCGGCAAGGGCGGCAAGGGCGCUCAGGCCCAGGGCUCGCACACGGAGAUUGAUGUGGCGGGGGCCGCUGAGGCCAUCCUGCACAGCCGCUCGGUGCUGAUUGUGCCCGGCUACGGCCUGGCGGCGGCCAAUGCUCAGUACGCCAUCGCCGAGCUGGCCAAGCAGCGGCGGGCGGCGGGGGCCGAGGUCAAGUUUGGGAUCCACCCCGUGGCGGGCCGCAUGCCCGGCCAGCUCAACGUGCUGCUGGCGGAGGCAGGUGUGCCGUACGACAUUGUGGAGGAGAUGGAUGAGGUCAACCCCAAGAUGGAGUCGUUCGACCUGGUGCUGGUCAUCGGCGCCAACGACACAGUCAACUCUGCCGCCCUGGAGGACCCACACUCGGUCAUCGCAGGCAAGCGCGGCGUGUGGCGCAGCAAGCACGUCAUCGUAAUGAAGCGGACCAUGGGCGCAGGAUAUGCCGGAGCAGACAACCCCGUGUUUUACAAGCCCAACACAUCCAUGCUGCUGGGCGACGCUCGGGCUGUCUGCGAUAGGCUGCGCGCCGCGGUGGCGGAGCACAGGGGCUGA